Messenger RNA from Daucus carota subsp. sativus, 2298 nucleotides. RefSeq lists its product as uncharacterized. Bases 1 to 2298 code for a protein of 765 amino acids. The transcript has 3 exons. Gene Ontology annotation, molecular function: zinc ion binding; nucleic acid binding. NCBI's taxonomy places the organism in Eukaryota, Viridiplantae, Streptophyta, Magnoliopsida, Apiales, Apiaceae. The record is from RefSeq and is a predicted model, not a curated record. Gene Ontology annotation, biological process: DNA integration.
AUGUCUAAUAGGGUGAUUGGGUGUAAAACUGCAAAACAAAUCUGGGAUGCUUUAGAAACCAGAUGUCAAGGAACUCAAGCCAUCAAGAAAAACAGAAAAACCAUACUUACACAGGAAUAUGAGCACUUUGAUUCAAAGUCUGGUGAAUCAUUGACAGAUCUGUAUGACAGGUUUGUCAAGCUGCUAAAUGACUUAUCUCUGGUGGAUAAGGAGUAUGAUCUUGAAGAUUCAAAUCUCAAAUUUCUUCUAGCUCUUCCUGAAAAAUGGGAUUUAAAAGUUACCACCAUAAGAGACAAUCAUGAUCUUGGAGAGAUGUCUCUUGAUGAUAUUUUUGGAAGGCUGAAGACUUAUGAACUUGAGAUGGAGCAAAGAAAUAAAAGACAUGGAGGAAAAUCCAAGCCUGUAGCUCUGAAUGUUCAAGAAGAAGCUGUUGUGAAAAGCAAAGGGAAAGCUUAUGUCACAAAAUCUGAUGAUGAGUCAUUAAACUCUGAUAAUGGCUUAAACUCUGAUCAAUCCUCAGACUCUGAGGAUAGUGAAUCUGAGAUAAUGCAGCUGGCAGCACUGAUGGUUAAAGGUUUUAAGAAGAUGGGUUACAGAAAGUUCAACAAAGGGAAGAAGAUGUCAAGAUCAGACAGAAGCUCUGAUAAAAAGGGAUUCAGAAAGAAUGUGGGAAAAGAAGAAAAAGCUGGAAUGAUGGAUAAGUCCAAGUUUACCUGUUUCAACUGUGGAGAGAAGGGUCACUUUGCUACUGAAUGCAAGAAAGUGAAGAAUGAAAAGGGACAAGCCUUCAUCACCAAGAAAGGGAACUGGGUAGACACAUCAGACUCAGAGGAAGAGAUCAACUAUGCUUUAAUGGCAAACACUCAUAACAACUCUGAAACUGCUGAAACUAAGGUACCUCAUUCUACUCUUGCCUUUGAUACUGAAGAUAUAACUGAGUAUGCAUCUCUUGAAUCAGAACUUGCCAAGGAAAAGGAAGUAAUUAAGACAUGGACAAAUUCAGGCAAAACUACUCAGGAUAUCUUAGGUAGUGGAAAUUGGAAGAAAGGGCUAGGUUAUACUGAUAAAACAGAAGCUGAGUCAUCAAAAACAAAGUUUGUUAAGGCUGAAAAACCUAAGAUCAAACCUGUUAAAUUUGUUGCAGAAUCUUCUAAGUCAAAACAGAACAGACCAGAAUCAGAGAUUAACAACAAAUUAAAAUCUGAAAAGCCCAAACAGGUUAAUAUAGGCUUAAUGACUCAGAAACAGCUUAAGCAUAAGCUCAAGGAGGUUAAGCAAGAAAACAAGGUCAAGGAACCUAGGAAAAAUAGGAAUGGAAAGGCUGGCCCAAAUGUUUCUUAUGAUGAUGGCAACAUAGGGAAGACUUUGGGAUAUGGCAAUAUCAAUCUUGGAAGUGUCAUCAUUGAAUCUGUAGCUCUGGUCUCAGGACUUAAACACAACUUGCUCAGUAUAAGUCAAAUCUGUGACAGAGGAUUUCAUGUAGAUUUCUUUAAAGAACACUGUGAGAUAAUUAGCAAAAGCACAGAAAAAGUUGUUCUAGAAGGAUACAGACAUGGAAAUAUUUAUGAAGCCAAGCUUUCUUUAAACUCUGAUAACUCAGAAAUCUGUCUACUUGGCAGAGCUAGUGUUGAAGACAGCUGGAACUGGCACAAGAAACUUUCUCACCUGAAUUUUAAUAGUAUCAAUGAACUAGUGAAGAAGGAUCUUGUAAAAGGACUGCCCAAAUCAGUAUUUACACCAGAUGGUCUCUGUGAUUCCUGUCAAAAGGCAAAACAGAGAAAAUCUUCUUUUAAAAGUAAGUCUGAGUCCUCAAUUCUUGAACCCUAUCACUUGCUGCAUGUUGAUCUGUUUGGACCAGUAAAUGUGAUGUCUAUUGCCAAGAAAAGAUAUACUCUGGUUAUUGUUGAUGAGUACACCAGGUACACAUGGGUAUAUUUUCUACAUAGUAAAGAUGAGACAACUUCCCUACUGGUUGAACAUGUCAAGCAACUGGAUAAAAUUUCUAAGGAUGCAGUAAAGAUAAUUAGAAGUGAUAAUGGAACUGAGUUCAAGAAUUCAAAAAUGGAAGAGUUCUGUAAAUCAAAUGGGAUUAAGCAAGAAUUCUCUGCACCUGGUACACCUCAGCAAAAUGGUGUUGUGGAGAGAAAGAAUAGAACUCUAAUAGAAGCUUCUAGAACCGUGUUUAUUGCUCUUUUGUUUUUUAGAGGGGGGAGUUACUGUAACAGGAGAGAUAAAAUCAUAGUAUUUGCAGAUUCAGAAUUAAGGUGUAUAAAACAUGGAAGAUUAGCUUCUCUUUAG